AUGCGCCUCCCCAGCCGAGACCUCCUCCCCACCUCUGCGACCGGGGACCGAACCCCGCUCCCGCCGACCCCCCAGCCCCAGCCCCUGCCCGGCUCCCCUGCGCUCACUCACCGCGGCCUCCGCGUCUCGAGCCCCGUCGCCGCUGCUCCGCGCCGCACCCCCCGCGCGUCCUGCGCGUCUCCGCCUCCCGCCCCGCGGCGCCCCCCGCCCGCGCGCCCCCCACGUGGCCGCGGGAACCAGCACCCGAAUCACCUGGCGGCGGCGCCCGGCGCUAACUCACCAAUCGGCGCCCGCCGAGCGGCUCCGGUCGAGCGCGCCGCCCAAUCAGCGGCCGCGAGGGGCCCUGGCACCGCCCCCGCCAGCUCUCGCCCCGGCGCCUCGGCGCUCCGCCUUAAAGGGCCUGAGGGGUCAUCUCUGCCCACCGAGGGCGUCGCUACUCCGGCUGGGGACCCUCAGUGCCCAGGGCCUCGCCGGCGGUUCCCCUCUUUGAAGAGACCUCCCCUUUCUGCCCCCCAGCUAGCUCCUCCUUCUUCAAGCGGCGGCUCCAGCAGCUCCUCCUCCGGGAAGCCUUCCCAGACCACCAGGGACUCCCCUAACCCCUGGAGAGCCGUCGCAACUCUUGCUGGUCACCCCACUCCUCUUACUAGAGUGCAAGCGGCACUGAUGAGAAGGGGCUUCCAUCCCCAGUGCGCAGGACAGAGCCUGUUCCGUUCAGUGGUUGCUGUCUCGAAUCUGGUACUGGGGUUGCCGGCUGAUGAAGGUGAGCGGGAAGUAACAUCACAUCAUUUCAAGUCUGAUCGCCAAGCCGGUGGGCUCGCAGCAGCCCUCAGAACACCCCCCCCCCCACAUCUGGUUUUCACGGCGCAAGCUCCCAUCCGUUUCCUCAGUUAACACCUUCCCGCAUUGACGGUUACUUUCAACCUUGAGCACCAUUAUUGCAUUCUCUAAGGUAUGUCCUCACGGCUGUCCCUGCAACCUACCCCCAAGAUUGCACCCUCCCAAAGCGACUGGCCUAGAACACAAACGAAAACCAAACACAAAGAUGUGUUAUGAGGCUGAACUGUUUCUCCUCCCUUAACCUCCCGUUAUUGAAGCCCUAACCCCUAGUGCCUCAGAAUGUGACUGUGACUGAGAGGGUCCCCAAAGAGGUAAAUUAAAAUGAGGUCAUUAGGGUGAGCACUCAUCCCGUAUCAGCAGGGUCCUUUUAAGAAGAGGAAAUUUAGGGGUGUCUGGUGGCUCAGUCAGUUAAACGUCCAACUCUUGAUUUCAGCUCAGGUCAUGAGCUCAUUGUUCAUGAGUUUGAGCCUCUGCACUGUCAAUGC
Messenger RNA from Felis catus (domestic cat), 1322 nucleotides. RefSeq names its product translation initiation factor IF-2-like. The transcript has 2 exons. The coding region runs from base 1 to 891 and encodes 296 amino acids. Lineage: Eukaryota; Metazoa; Chordata; Mammalia; Carnivora; Felidae. The record is from RefSeq and is a predicted model, not a curated record.